AACAUGAAGGUAGAUCUAGAAACAAUAACUCCAAGAACAGGCUCGGAGUAAACUCCCUUAGAUCUACAGUCAACAGCAUUUCCUACUUCCUUCCAUUUCUCCAAACCCAAACACAGGGCACAGGCUGCUUGGUCUUGAGAAAAAGCUUAGUAUCAGUAGAGGAUCUCAAUAUGGCUGAAUUAGGGGACGUCAGCGAUGUGCCUGAUACUGAUUCUAAAAUGGAGGUUGAUGAAAAAGCUUGUGAGAGCAAAGAGGAUGAUUGUGCAGAGGACCAUGAUGCAGCUGAAGAGUCAGCUUGUAAACAUUACAACAGAUUGUGUAAAUUGAAGGCUGCAUGCUGUUCCAAAUUUUACCCUUGUCGCUUUUGCCACGAUGAAGUGAGCAACCAUGAGAUGAACCGUCACAUGGUUCAGGAGAUUCAGUGUGUUAAAUGUGAAACUCUGCAAGGGGUGUGCAAUAAGUGUGAGAAGUGUUCCGCUGUGUUUGGCGAGUAUUUUUGCCCAGUUUGUCGUCUGUAUGACAAAAACAAAGACCAGUUCCACUGUGACAAGUGUGGGAUCUGCAGAGUUGGGCCGAAAGAGAAAUUCUACCACUGUGACACCUGUAAUGCAUGCCUCAGCAAAGAACUUAAAGGAAAUCACAAGUGUGUGGAGAACAUGUCCCAGUCAAGCUGCCCCAUCUGCCAGGAGUACCUGCACACCUCGCGUCUGGGCAUGCACAUCCCCCGCUGUGGCCACAUGAUACACCAGGAAUGUCUGAGAAGUAUCUAUGCUCAAGGCCUUUAUCAAUGUCCUUUGUGCCGUCAAUCUCUGGAGGACAUGUCGGACUACUGGAAGAUAAGGGACGAGUACUGCGCUGCCGUGAGGCUCCCUCCUGAUCUCCAGAACGUGAGACUCAAGAUUUUAUGUCAGGAUUGCCACAAGAACAGUGAAGUACCUUUUAACACAGAGGGCCUAAAGUGUCUACAGUGUGGCGGCUACAACACGACCGAGGUUUAAAUGUUCGUCUGUCAGGAUGCUGCUGUGCUAUGUGUUCUUUUGUCUCAGAGUGACCUCUAUUGAACUGUGAUUUAGAAAACACUGCUGUUGAUCAUUGGAAACAUUGACCGUCACAGAUGUAAUGUAUAUGAAAUGUCAAUUUUUGCAAUUUAGUGGGGAGUAUAGCUCAUCAGACAGUUCGAAAAGAAUACUAGUAAAGUGUAUAUAUUCAAAUUAUGCAAUUUAGAGGACCUAUUAAUGUAAUUGCUAAAUCACGUAUUCAGACGCAUUGUUGACUUGUCUGUGUCACAUACGAUACACUGAACUGUCAAAGCUAUGUAAGGAAAUUGCCAGGGGAAAAAGAUACAGUGACCUUGAACUCACUCACUGCCAGGCAUUUCUCAGCAGGGGAACUGAAGAAUGCCAGGCUUUCGGGACCAUCGUCAAAACCUCACAGUGAGCUUAUCAUUUUGUGUACAGCUUGGAAGUUUUCCACAAACAAUGACAUUGAAACAUACUCAACAAAUCAAACAAAAA
Messenger RNA from Aplysia californica (California sea hare), 1514 nucleotides. RefSeq names its product RING finger and CHY zinc finger domain-containing protein 1. The record is from RefSeq and is a predicted model, not a curated record. Gene Ontology annotation, cellular component: nucleus. NCBI's taxonomy places the organism in Eukaryota, Metazoa, Mollusca, Gastropoda, Aplysiida, Aplysiidae. The transcript is spliced from 9 exons. The coding region runs from base 171 to 998 and encodes 275 amino acids. Gene Ontology annotation, biological process: ubiquitin-dependent protein catabolic process; protein ubiquitination. Gene Ontology annotation, molecular function: zinc ion binding; ubiquitin protein ligase activity.